CUAAGCACACAAAAUUGGUUGAAGUGCGUUCGAGCCAGGCACCGAUAGCAACUUUCUGUGUGCCACCUUCAGUGCAGUCUACCUCCGUGGCUAGCGCUACACCACUGCAGCAGGUACCACUGUCAGGGUUACUGUGCGGGUCAACACCAACUCUGCAGGCAGAGGUAAUAUGGACUCUUAGGACAGUAUACGAACACCACUCCUACUCCUCCAAUGAGGGCAUCACCGAUGUAUUCAAAUGCAUGUUCCCUGACUCUCAAAUCGCGGCAACAUUUUCAUGCGGGAGCAACAAGACAGCGUAUCUUACGAAGUUCGGUCUCGUCCCUUUUAUCAGUAAGGAGCUCACCGAGCAGGUAAACCAGGCUGUUGGUUUUGUGCCAAUGUUGGACGAAAGCCUCAACAAAAGCACAAAAACCAAACAGCUUGACAUCCAUCUCCGCUACUGGGACGGUGACCGUGUUCGAUCACGAUAUUUUGGCUCGCAGUUCAUGGGCCAUGCAAAGGCGGUGGACCUUCUCAGUAAUUUCAAGGUAAGUUGCUACAGAUAACAUUUCUGAAGAAUACUUAAUAAAAGAUAAUUCAAUAUGUAAUCUAAAGGUAAAACAGGGAUGUUUUGAAAUUAAAGUCCAUAUAGGCAGAGCAUAUCCGUGCUACAGUGAGGCUCUGCACAAGAGAUAAGCUAGGCUACUUUAUGAAAUGUAAACAGGGCUGUUCAAUUAUUCCCAUGCUAACUUCAGAGCCCGCGCUAAUGCGCUACUGCCAUCUAGAGGAAAUCGUUUUUGUCAAUAUUGAGUCAUCACGUUUUCUUAGUUGCUUACCGUGCAUUACCUAGAUAAGAAUUGCGAUUCUUAAAACAACUGAGCUGAACAAGUUAUUAGCAAUUUGUCUAGUAUAGUUUUGUUAGUAACUUUUCACACAGUCUGGCAACAAACUGCAGGAAUAGCAGUACUGUGGAAUAAUGAAUAGGCCUUCUAUAAUCUUACACAGUAAUAUGUAGUCUAUUACUGUUAAGACUGACAAAAUGUAAAACAAAUAAAAAAAUCUGUUGCCCUUUCAUAUGAAAAUGUAUAUAGUGUAAACUGUUAUAUCAGCAACUUGUUCAAUCCAAUAUUCCCCUACCCAAAGCAUGAUACAAAUGGUUAUAGAGCACUUUUAUAUUGUAUGACAGAAUACUGCAAAGGUGUUUGAAUUUUGUUUCUGAUAUUUCUUGUAGGAGUGUUUACGUGACCUUGAUUUGAAGAGGAUGGUCUCUUUGUCCAUGGACGGACCCAACGUCAAUUGGCGUUUUCUUGAGAUGCUGCAGACGGAGCAUGCUGAGCAUUUUGGGGGUGCCCAGUUGGUUGUAGUGGGAAGUUGUGGGCUACACACUCUACAUAAUGCUGUCAAAUGUGGAUUCACUGAGUGGCAUAUGGAGAAGUUCUUAAGAGCUCUUCAUACUAUUUUUCACAAUGUGCCAGCAAGAAGGGAGGAUUUUUGCAAUCUUACAAAGUCCAAAACCUUUGCUUUGCCUUUCUGUGGUCACCGCUGGAUCGAGAACCUCCCAGUAGUGCAGAGAGCCAUUGAGAUCUGGCCUGACAUGAAGAAAUAUGUUGAUGCUGUUACAACCAAGAAGCUCCCAAACCCUGGAACGUCUCCUUAUGACACCAUCGAGGUGGCAACCAAAGACCCUCUUAUUUUGGCAAAGCUGCAUUUUUUCAUGGCAGUUUCACGAAGUGUGACACCCUUCUUGACAAAGUAUCAAACGGAUGAACCUGUGCUUCCAUUCUUUGCCAAUGACUUGGCUGAAUUACUGAAGAAUUUGCUGAGGCGAUUCAUCAAGCGAGAGCUACUGACUGAUGUCACACCUCAGCACUUGGUACGGCUUGAUGUCACUGACAAGCAGUCGAGGGUGCAUCCAAAGGCAGUGGACAUCGGCAUUGGUGCAGAGACUGCCAUAAAGGAACUCCAACAGCGGAGUAAAUCCUCAGAGGAACUUUCCAUCCUACAUUUUCAAAACCAAUGCAUGGAGUGUCUAUCCAAAAUGGUCCAGAAGAUUCAGGAGAGGAGCCCUUUGAAGUUUCCGAUUGUUAGACAAUUAACUUGUCUGAACCCAGCCUUUAUGUACAGCAACCCUGAACUGUGUCAGAAACAGAUGAAGAGCAUAGUCAGGAAGUUUCUACAAGACAGACAGUUGGAUGGAGGAGUUGCUGCUGGUGAUCUGAUCACCCAGAAGUUCUCAGAGAUGCUGUCCCUGGAGGUCCGAACUGAAGAAUUUCAGUCCUUCCAGCCAUUCAAGAAAAGACUGGAUGUCUUUCUAAGUAACAUCAUCAGUGAGACCUACCCACAACUUUGGUCCUUUAUCCAGAAGCUUCUACUUCUAUCACACGGGCAGGCAACAGUUGAGCGGGGCUUUUCGGUGAACAAAGAAAUUGAAACUGCUAACAUUCACGAAGACACCGUUGUAGCGCAGAGAAUCGUCUGUGACUACAUCUCUCUCCAUGGAGGGGUUACCAAGGUCCCCCUCACGCCAGCCCUGCUUUCCUCGGUCUCAUCUUCCAGAGCAAGAUAUAGAAUUCAUCUUGAGACGGAGAGAAAAAAGAGAGAAUCUCAAGCAGAGUCAGAAAAACGAAAGGCCAUUGAGGAGAACCUGGAGCAACUGAGAAAGCACAGAAGAUCCAUCAAGGAGGUAGCCGAACAUCUGCUCAGGGAUGCUGAUAAGUUGGCAGACCAGGCUGAAGCCAAGCAAGCAGGCAGCAAGAUGGCGGAGCUAAUAGCAAAAUCGAAUGCCUUUAGAAGGAGCCACAAGGAAAAGAUGGCUGAACUCAUUAAACUGGACGAACAGAUUGCUGCCAAAAGAGCUGAGCUCCAAAAGCUGUAGGAUCUAUUGAAAUGCACACAGGCACACCCACAGACGAAUGCAGGCACACGCACACACAAACACACACACACACGUACACCCCUCACAGUUAUUGUUUUAAAUUAUUCUGUCUUAGGACUUAAAUACAGUGUAGAUUGCAACAACCGCACACAGGCACACCCACAGACGAAUGCAGGCACACGCACACACAAACACACACACACGUACACCCCUCACAGUUAUUGUUUUAAAUGGUUCUUAAAUUAAUGACUUAAAUACAGUGUAGACAGGCUGUAGGUUACUUUGGGAAAAAACAUCCAUACAAAGGCGCACCCACAGACGUGUGCAUGUGCAUACAUGCACUCCUCACACAGUUAUUGUGUUUAAAUAUGGUGAAUGUUAUGUUGAAGCAGAUCUUUGAAAGCUGUUGUCCUCAGAGCAUAUUGUUCAUUAAAGUUAUUUAUUUGAU
This is a messenger RNA of Eleginops maclovinus (Patagonian blennie), 3305 nucleotides long. RefSeq lists its product as uncharacterized. NCBI's taxonomy places the organism in Eukaryota, Metazoa, Chordata, Actinopteri, Perciformes, Eleginopidae. Bases 1244 to 2857 code for a protein of 537 amino acids. The transcript is spliced from 4 exons. The record is from RefSeq and is a predicted model, not a curated record.